CAGUUGAAGGUGGCGCUUCGCGCUGAACAGUACGUGCGUCCAUCAAAGCUUUAUUAGCGCUCGUCGUGCAGCCGCCGGUGAGCAGCUGGCAAAAGCGGUCAAGUUCAGCUCCUUUCCAGAACAAAAUAAUUAACUUUAAGCUCAACAAGCUUCAGUGAAAGACGCUUUCAAUUCGGUUUUUCUGCCGGGCUAAAGAAAAACAAAAGUAUUCAACGUAGCAAAUUAAAUUAUAAAUACUCAAGAACUUGUCACAGUGCCAAUUAUUAUGCGCAGAUAAAAGGUGUGCCUUAGUAUCCACCGAAAAUUAUCAACAGAAUAUAUUUCAAAGGUCGCGAAAAAAAUAAAAAAAUUGAAUAAGCAAACGAACAACAAAAACGUGCUUAUGUAAAGUUCUGGCUGUCUCGAAGCAUUAGUAAUUACUCUACCCGAUCGCCAAUCGAUGCCCAGAGAAUAACAAACAAUUUACGCAGCAGCUUUCGGAAAUCAGUAAUAUAUUUCUAGGAAUAAUAAAAGAUGAGCGCCGCCGCUGCUUUAGAAUUGGCCGUGGCCCAUCGUAAGGAACAGGCUAACGUGGGCACCUUGCUGGGCCGGCGGUAUGCGGAGCUGUUGCAUGCCGAGAAACACACAGACUGUAUGUUCCAUGUGUGCGAGCAGCAGCUGAAGGGACACAAGCUGAUAUUAAGUGCUGCCAGCCCGGUCUUUGAGGCCAUGUUCUAUGGGCCGCUGCAGGAGCUGGAGUCGGAAAUAGAGAUACAUGAUAUUAGUGCGCCAAUCUUUAAAGUAUUGCUGGAGUAUAUUUACACGGGCAGCGUGGACUAUGAAAGCAUGCAGCUGGAGGCCGCAAUUGAGCUGUACUAUGCCGCUGAGAAGUAUCUGCUGGAUCAGCUAAUAUCGGAUGCACUGCUAGCCAUAACUCGCAAAUUGCGCUUCUCCAAUGUCCUGCCAGCGCUGGAGCUAAGCGUGUGCAUGGGCCUGGACAGUUUGCUAGAUGUGUGUAUGUCGUUCUUUAUGCGCUGCUGCGUCAACAAUGAUCAGUACAUAAGCUAUCUGAAGAAGCACUAUGUGCACGUGUCCAAAGAGUGCGUCAAGUCCAUCAUAGCCGCAUGCAAGGAGCCGCACAAGCUGCUGAUUUGGUAUAUCUACGAAUGGAGCCAGCGGGAGUGCGAUGAUGCUGGCCUGGGUGAUGCCACCACCACCUGGCAGAUAACAGCGGCUCCAGCGGAUACAAUAGACUGUCCUGCUCCCAUGCCUGCCACGCUCGUCGAACGCUGCUACUACAAGGCCUGCCGUCCGUUUACCGUCGACGCCGAGUCGCAUUGUUGGAGGCUGGGGUUGAAGUGCUCGCGAUUUAUUUCAGUGCUGGGCUUGGUGCUCAACAGCCGCCUGGCGCCAAAUCUUACAUGCAACAUUGGCCAUGUGCCGCAAGAGUAUCGCGAAUCGUUACGCAUUGAUCUUUAUCCAGAUGGCGGGGAGCCCGUGUGGACGCACCUUAUACAAAAUCAGACAACAAAAUACAAUUGUGAUUUGCAUCUGAGCUGGAGCCGCGAACAGGCCUGCGUGCUGACGCCCGAGGUGCACUACGUGCUGCAACUGCGCUGGGAAAGCAGCGCCUACGGCGCCGAGUAUCCAUGCAGCUUGCAGUCCUGCCUGGCCGAUGGCAUUCAGUUCAUCGACGGCGACAGCUUCAGCGGCUGCCUGCUGAAGGGACUGCGCUAUGUGAACUUAGUUUAGAUCCUAUUGUUUAGGUAAAUUAAAUCGUAAUCAUUGUGUAUUUAUUGCUUUAAGUUAAUGUACGAGCGUCAAAGUUCAAUAAACUGUGAAACAAAAAACGAUAUUCAUACCAAACAAA
Drosophila montana is the source of this 1849-nucleotide messenger RNA. RefSeq lists its product as uncharacterized. Bases 514 to 1731 code for a protein of 405 amino acids. Gene Ontology annotation, biological process: neurogenesis. The record is from RefSeq and is a predicted model, not a curated record. Gene Ontology annotation, cellular component: cytosol. Gene Ontology annotation, molecular function: protein binding. The transcript has 2 exons. NCBI's taxonomy places the organism in Eukaryota, Metazoa, Arthropoda, Insecta, Diptera, Drosophilidae.